AGGUAGCAUCUUCUACUCUUGUCCCCUUGUGCUCACACCUGUUUUCUGCACGGUGCUCUCUAUGUUCACAUGAGGAGAGGAGAAGAACAAUCCCUUCUCCGGCUCUCCAUACCAAUAAAUAUAGUCACAUACUGCUGCAUCGUCUCCAUCUAGUAGUGGAGGAAGAGGAGAAAGGGGUAGCAGUCAGCCAUGGCGGCGGCCAAGCCCAUCCUGUACGGCGCCUGGAUCAGCUCUUGCUCUCACCGUGUCCGGAUCGCUCUCAACCUCAAAGGUGUGGACUAUGAGUAUAAGGCAGUCAAUCCUCGGACAGAUCCAGACUAUGAAAAAAUAAACCCGAUCAAAUACAUACCAGCAUUGGUAGAUGGGGACUUUGUUCUAUCUGAUUCUCUCGCUAUCAUGUUGUAUCUGGAGGAUAAGUAUCCUCAGCAUCCUCUCGUACCUAAAGAUAUCAAAACGAAAGGUCUUGAUCUUCAGAUUGCGAACAUAGUUUGCUCAAGCAUCCAACCUCUCCAAGGCUACGGCGUAAUUGGUUUACAUGAGGGUAGGUUGAGCCCCGAUGAGAGCCUUGAGGUGGUUCAACGUUAUAUUGACAAGGGCUUCAGAGGCUUUCCUUUUCUCAGACAUUCUUCCAUCAUAUGCGACAGAGAUAUGUUCAGUUGUGCUGUCCUGACAAUCGAAAAGCUUUUGGAUGGAUGUGACAGCAAAUAUUGCGUUGGAGAUGAAGUCCAUUUGGGAGAUGUGUGUCUAGCCCCACAGAUCCAUGCCGCCAUCAAUCGCUUCCAGAUUGAUAUGACGAAGUACCCAAUAUUGUCGCGACUUCACGACGCAUACAUGAAAAUUCCGGCAUUUCAAGCUGCACUGCCCCAGAAUCAGCCAGAUGCACCUUCAGCAAAAUAAUCAAGAAAUCAAGCCAGUUACAACUAUAUGCGUGUAAUUUAUGCAAUAAUGAGGAAUGUAGUAGUCUGCAAUUGAAGAACCUCUCAUAAGUCAUAACUUGCUCCCUCCGUCCAGGUGCAUAGGGCAUCUAAUGAAAAUUUAGUAUUCCAAAUAUAUAAGUCACCAUGCGUGGAAGAAGCUCCUCUACAUGCCAUGCCGAGCUGCCGGCCGGGCUCCGGCACCAUGUAAAUUAAUAUUUAUCGAUUCACCACCAGUGAGAUUCAGCAGAAAAAAAAGGUGAUUUGACGAAUUGACCUGUAUCUAUAACCGAUUUUCUCUC
Molecule: messenger RNA, 1216 nt
Organism: Triticum dicoccoides
Lineage: Eukaryota; Viridiplantae; Streptophyta; Magnoliopsida; Poales; Poaceae
Product: glutathione S-transferase
Exons: 10
Coding region: 190-897 (235 amino acids)
Biological process (GO): L-phenylalanine catabolic process; glutathione metabolic process
Cellular component (GO): cytoplasm
Molecular function (GO): maleylacetoacetate isomerase activity; glutathione transferase activity
Source: RefSeq, a predicted model, not a curated record